Molecule: messenger RNA, 2605 nt
Organism: Dioscorea cayenensis subsp. rotundata (Guinea yam)
Lineage: Eukaryota; Viridiplantae; Streptophyta; Magnoliopsida; Dioscoreales; Dioscoreaceae
Product: nucleolar protein 10-like
Biological process (GO): maturation of SSU-rRNA from tricistronic rRNA transcript (SSU-rRNA, 5.8S rRNA, LSU-rRNA)
Cellular component (GO): 90S preribosome; nucleus; nucleolus
Molecular function (GO): protein binding
Source: RefSeq, a predicted model, not a curated record
UUCUAAAACCCUCGUCUUUGCUCGCUCCUCGUCUCCUUCUCCGCCUUCUCGCCGUCGUCGUCGCCGAUAUCGCUCCGGCGUGUGCCCGUUGACAAGUCUCUCCGCCCUUGCCAUCAUACGACCAGAAUCUCUACCUCUUGAAUUCGAUUUCUUUAUUUGAAGUUUAGCUUUGAAUUAGAAGUAGAAGUUUAGAUUUCUGCUGAUUUUUUUUUGGUGGCAAAAGCUCUAGUGCUCCGUCGUCCAUGGCGAGCUGUGGUGGGAAGAUCAACUCCACCUCCAUUAAUUGUGUGAAACUCUACUCCAUCUCUGGCCACCGUUCUCCGGCCUCAUGGCUCCUCCCCAAAAAGCUCAAAUCCCUUCGCAAAGACCAAGGUUAUCUUCAAAGGGUCGAUUUGAUCCAAGAUUUGAGGUUUGAGAUUGCCACAACCAAAAUUAAGGUGACUCUUGAUGGAGAUUAUGUUGUUGCAUCAGGUAUAUACCCUCCACAAGUUAAAGUCUAUGAAUUGAGGGAACUGUCGUUAAAGUUUGAAAGACACCUAGUUUCAGAAAUUAUUGAUUUUCAGGUGCUGUCUGAUGAUUAUUCCAAGAUUGCUUUUCUAUGCGCUGAUCACUCUGUAUGCCUACAUGCUAAAUAUGGAAGCCACUACAACUUACGAAUUCCAAGGAUGGGAAGGGAUAUUGCAUAUGACUGUUGGUCCUGUGACUUGCUUUGUGCGGCUUCCUCUCCUGAUCUGUAUAGAAUCAAUUUGGAACAGGGACGUUUUCUAUCAUCACUCAGCACUCAAUCACCUGCUAUAAAUGUGGUUUCAAGAAGUGCAUUGCAUGGUCUUGUUGCUUGUGGUGGUGAAGAUGGAUCUGUGGAAUGUUUUGAUAUGAGAAAGAAAACUUCUAUUGGACGGAUUAGUGCUGCUGCUCAUUCUAGUGAUCUUGACCAGGAGGUUACUUCACUGCAGUUUGAGGAUAUUCAUGGUUACCAGAUGGCUGUUGGGAGUAGCACUGGAAAGGUAUUAAUAUAUGACCUGCGUAUGUCUGAUCCUGUUCGGAUCAAGGAUCACAUGUACUUAAAUUCUGCAUUGGAUAUUAAGUGGCAUCAAACGCUUAAUUCUGCAGAACCAAAAAUGAUCACUACAGAUUGCCAUGUUAUCAGGAUUUGGGAUCCUGAAACGGGAGAUAAUAUGACCAGCAUUGAGCCAAGUACAGGAGCAAUCAAUGAUGUAUGUUUGUUCCACGAAAGCGGCUUGCUGUUAGCUGCUUUGGACUGCAGCCAGAUACCAUCUUAUUUCAUACCUGCUUUAGGACCUGCCCCCAAGUGGUGCUCCUACCUUGAAAACUUAACGGAAGAAAUGGAAGAAGGAUCGCAGAUGACCAUAUAUGAUGACUACAAGUUCUUAACUAAAGAGGAUAUUGAACGGUUGAAUUUGUCACAUUUGAUAGGAAGCAACCUCUUGAGAGCCUAUAUGCAUGGGUUCUUUAUAGACUACAGGCUAUAUAAAAAGGCUCAAGCAUUGGCUGAUCCUUUUGCAUAUGAUGCCUACAUGGAAAAGAGAAAGCAGGAGAAGAUAGAAGCUGAACGUGCUUCUCGUAUUACUAUCAAAAAGAAAUUACCUAAAGUUAACAGGCUUCUUGCAGCCCGCCUGCUUGAAAAUGAAGAAGCCAAAGAAGCUGAACAAGAAAAUGUUAGUGAAGAUAUCACAAAGAAGAAAAAGAAAAACAAAGGGUUAAGCAGUGAGAUCUUGCAGGAUGAACGUUUUAAGGCAAUGUUCGAGGAUAAGGACUUUGAAAUAGAUGAGCGGUCAACUGAGUAUCUCUCCCUGCAUCCUCUAGCAAAGCAAGCUGUCAAGAAGCACCCAUCUUUGAUCGAGGAACACUUUGAGCCCAUCAUGCAGGACAAUGAAGAAGGAAGCAGUGAUUCUGAAGGUUUGGCAACCUCAGAUGAUGAUCUUAAGAAAGAUAAGAAUAAAGAAAAGAAGAAUUCCAAGCGUGUGAGGUUGUACGAAGUCAAGGAUGAGCGCCAUGCUGAAGCAUUCGUGAACCAAGUAUCCCUUGCGAAAGAGGAUGCCGUCUCACUUGGUGAGAGGGUAGCCGCUCUCCAGCAGCACCAAUCUUCUACCAAGCAUAAUGUGGUGAGAUUUGGACCUGGUGGUUCUCGGGAAAUAUCGUUUGUACCAAGGAGAGGCAUAAAGAUACAAGAUGACGAUGAGGAGCCUCAAGAUGGAAAAAAACGACGGGGCAUACAUCCGCUCGGCUUGAAGCCAGACAAAUCAGAGUUCCUUGCUAGGAUAAAGCAUGGAGGUGGAGGUAGAGGUAGGGGUAGAGGCCGAGGAAGAGGCAGGGGUAAGGGUCGCCGGUAAUAUAUACUUGAAUGAACUUGCCUUUUUCUUCGGUACCUUCUCAUCCUACAGUUGUCCAGAUUUGCAGCAAGUAUUUGCAAAUGACAAGAUGCCAAAAGAUCACAACAGCUAAUGCUGCACAAAGUUUUGUUUUUGUUUCUUCAUCCCUGUAAUUUUAUAUUUGGGGGGAAAUCUGAGUAUGUUGUAACAAUAGCUUCAAUCAUUACUUUGUUAGUUUAAUUCUACUCGUCUGAAAAGAUGGCUGUGUUCUGUCA